Impatiens glandulifera is the source of this 1252-nucleotide messenger RNA. RefSeq names its product probable voltage-gated potassium channel subunit beta. The coding region runs from base 65 to 1048 and encodes 327 amino acids. The record is from RefSeq and is a predicted model, not a curated record. The transcript is spliced from 4 exons. Lineage: Eukaryota; Viridiplantae; Streptophyta; Magnoliopsida; Ericales; Balsaminaceae.
UUAUUUAUCUCUCUUAUAUCUCUCUCACACACACAAACAUACACACAGUUGGUGUUAUCCUAAGAUGCAGUACAAGAACCUCGGCAGAUCGGGUCUGAAAGUGAGCCAGCUCUCUUAUGGAGCUUGGGUCAGUUUCGGAAACCAAUUAGAUGUCAAAGAAGCCAAAUCUCUUCUCCAAUGUUGCCGAGAUCAUGGAGUGAACUUCUUCGACAACGCCGAGGUUUACGCCAACGGCCGUGCCGAAGAGAUCAUGGGUCAAGCCAUAAGAGAGCUUGGAUGGAAACGAUCGGACCUCGUCAUUUCCACCAAGAUCUUUUGGGGUGGAGCAGGUCCAAAUGAUAAGGGUUUGUCUAGAAAACACAUAAUCGAGGGCACAAAGGCUUCUUUGAAACGUCUGGAUAUGGAUUACGUCGAUCUAAUUUAUUGCCAUCGACCUGAUUCUUCAACCCCGAUUGAAGAAACUGUGAGGGCGAUGAACUUUGUUAUAGAUCAAGGUUGGGCCUUUUAUUGGGGAACUAGUGAGUGGUCUGCACAACAGAUUACUGAGGCUUGGGGAAUUGCUGAAAGGUUGGAUCUUAUUGGUCCAAUUGUUGAACAGCCUGAAUAUAAUAUGUUAUCUAGGCACAAGGUUGAAUCUGAGUAUCUUCCUUUGUACACAAACUAUGGUAUUGGUCUUACCACAUGGAGUCCACUUGCUUCUGGAGUUCUCACUGGGAAAUACAACUCUGGAGUCCCACCUGACAGUCGGUUUGCUUUGGAAAACUACAAGAAUCUUGCUAAUCGGUCUUUGGUAGAUGAUGUGCUCAAAAAAGUGAAUGGAUUGAAACCAAUUGCUGAUGAGCUUGGAGUGCCUUUAUCUCAACUUGCCAUUGCAUGGUGUGCUGUAAAUCCAAAUGUGUCGUCUGUUAUUACUGGCGCUACAAAGGAAUAUCAGAUAAUAGAGAACAUGAAGGCAAUUGAUGUGAUCCCAUUGCUGACUCCAACUGUGUUGGAGAAAAUUGAAGCUGUAAUUCAGAGCAAACCAAAGCGAUCGGAGUCAUAUAGGUGAGUGAUCGAUGAUCAUCGCCUGCCAGGAUUCUUUCUAUACGGAUUUGGCCUAGUCUGAGUCACAAUCUUUGACUAGAAAUAUUGUUGUUGUUCUUCUUUCAUAUGCAUAUCUUAUAUUUUGUUUUGGAUGAUUUUAUUUUCAUUAUGACUAUGAUGUGGUGUUUAUGGUGAUCUAUUAUUAGUAUUCUUAUUAGCCUACUUUGUC